Messenger RNA from Cariama cristata (Red-legged seriema), 1288 nucleotides. RefSeq names its product hydroxysteroid dehydrogenase like 2 (gene HSDL2). The transcript has 10 exons. The record is from RefSeq and is a predicted model, not a curated record. Lineage: Eukaryota; Metazoa; Chordata; Aves; Cariamiformes; Cariamidae. Gene Ontology annotation, cellular component: mitochondrion. The annotation marks the transcript as partial.
GAAGCUAGCAGGGUGCACUCUCUUCAUCACGGGUGCAAGCCGGGGCAUCGGCAAAGCCAUUGCUUUGAAAGCUGCCAAGGAUGGUGCAAACAUCGUGAUAGCUGCCAAGACAGCUGAGCCCCAUCCUACUCUUCCAGGGACUAUCUACACUGCUGCAGCAGAGAUUGAAGCAGCUGGAGGAAAGGCUUUGCCAUGUGUCGUUAAUGUGAGGGAAGAACAGCAAAUUAUUAAUGCCGUGGACAAAGCUGUGAAGACUUUUGGAGGUAUCGAUAUUUUGGUGAACAAUGCAAGCGCUAUCUCUUUGACUGGCACUUUGGAAACAGAAACGAAGAAAGUCAAUCUUAUGAUGGAUGUCAAUGUACGAGGAACCUACCUUACGUCUAAAACAUGCCUUCCCCACUUGAGGAAGAGUAGGAACCCCCAUAUCCUGAACCUCAGCCCACCUUUGAAUCUGCAUCCCAUGUGGUUCAAAAAUCAUUGUGCGUAUACCAUUUCUAAAUAUGGAAUGUCCAUGUGUGUCUUGGGAAUGGCAGAAGAAUUUAGAGGAGAAGUUGCUGUCAAUGCUUUAUGGCCUAAAACAGCCAUACAUACAGCUGCUAUGGAUAUGCUGGGAGGAUCUGGAAUAGAAAAACAGUGCAGGAAAACGGAUAUCCUUGCAGAUGCUGCAUAUUGCAUUUUAACAAAACCAAAAAGUUUCACUGGAAACUUCAUUAUUGAUGAAGUUCUGCUGAGAGAAGAAGGAGUUAAAGAUUUUGAUGUCUAUGCAAUUGUACCAGGUCACCCCCUGAUGCCUGACUUCUUCUUGGAUGCUGAAACUGACAAGACAGCCAUGAAACAAGAAGGAUAUGGUGCUUCCCAAGCGGUCAAGGAGCAGAAGAAAUCAGGUGGAUCCCAGGAUGAAGGAUCAGAUGGGGCUAAGGUCAACACAGACUCUGCUCCAGCCAAGCCAUUGAGUCCUGUUGCAGACACAUUCAGAGUUAUCCAGGGGGCACUGAGCGAAGAGUACGUGAGAACUACUCAGGGUGUCUUUCAGUUUGAAUUAUCUGGUGAUGAAGGAGGCACUUGGUAUAUUGACCUGAAAACCAAGGCUGGGAGCGCUGGUUUCGGAAAGCCUCCUGUGACGGCUGAUGUGGUUAUGAACAUGUCGAGUGCCGACUUUGUGAAGAUGUUCACAGGUAAACUAAAGCCGACCCUGGCCUUCAUGUCAGGAAAAUUAAGGAUUAAAGGUAACAUGGCGCUAGCAAUAAAGCUCGAGAAGAUGCUGACACAGCUUACCUCUAAACUGUGA